AGGUGAAAGAUGCAGAGAUUACAUACUUCUGAAAAAGUGAGUUUUUAUUGUAACCUCGUCAGUGUUGGUAUUGACGACGUAGUACAGGUAGCAACUUCCAGAACUCGUAGUAUGUCUUCUUUCAAACGAAGGCCACUUCCAAAUGCAGUAGAUGGUGCCCCUCGAGAAUUCGUUGCUCGUUUGGAAGCUAUGUUGCGAGACGACUGUUUACAAAAUAUAUGUGAAGUGACCCAAGACCCCUCCGGAGCAGAAGAAGCAUUCCCGUUCUUGCCAGUUUCUGGUUAUAUGUUCGACAGAGCUAACAAGUGGACUGCAAUAGAUAAGGAAAUGUUAGCCAAGGGAGAGAAACAAGCAGAACUCCAUCGGUAUUUAGAAAAUUUGAAGCUUUCAGAGAGCACUAGUGUUGGCGUGAAAACACUGGAAGACAGCUCGAUUCCUAGACUGUACUCUGAACAACGCUUUUGUUUACGAGACGUUUUAAAUGUCAUGGAAGAGGAAGGUGAAUUAAGCAGUGAAGCUUUGUUGAAGAAGAAGGAGGAAUUGACUGAACACUUAACACAAGUGCAGAGCCUGUUGACAGCAAAUAUUUUGGAGAAGAAAGAAGCCUUCAAAGAGUCUAUUACGGAAGUUGGACAAGUGCAAGAGACACUUGCUUCUGUAACUAGACAAGUUGGAAAUAUUCGUUCGCAACUUGAACAAGUGAACGAUUUGUUUUUCGAUAAGAUGAACGAUAUUCACCAAACAUUUCAAGCUCUCAAACUUGGAAAGUUAGUGUUGGAGAAGUUGGAACAUAUUGCAGAGAUGAUGGAGGCACCAAACCAUGUCAGUCUGCUUCUUGGUUCUUCUGAUUACUUGGGAGCUAUGCAAGCUAUUGAGCAACUGAGAAAUAUUCGUCGUGAUAAAUUUGGAAAUAUUCGCUGCCUCGACUGCGUUGAGAAGCAAUUGGAGAAAACUUUGGAUGAUACCAUUCAAGUUAUGCGACAAGAUUUUGUUUCUUGUCUAGAUGAGUUGAUUGAUGAAUGGACUACAGAGGAGAUACCUGUAGACUUGUCGUGGGAAGAUUGUGUGAAACAAGAUGUUCAUUCUCUAUCGACAGCAGCUUCGCAGAGUGUAUUGAAUUCUCUCAUUAUGGCGGCAUUUCGUUUUGGCAAAUUGCAGUAUCUCGUGAAGUAUUUUGUGGACCGAUAUUUUGAUCUCUUUUUGGAGAGUACUUCACAUAUUGGUGAACAAGCAAGUAAUAUUACUGAUUUGGAAACGAAGAGGGAACUUGUUGAAAGCUUUUUAACAAGUUGUAAGUGGCAUGUGCACCGAGUUGCUUUGGUACUUGGGCUUGUUUAUUAUCUAACGACACAUUCCACAUUCAUCGAUUCAAACGGACAUGACGAGGCCUUUCAUUUUGUGAAUGAGUUUACGGAAGCUUCUUGGAAACAAAUGAAAGUUCGAUUUUGUGAGAAUAUUUCGGAGAGACUAUAUGAAGCUUGUUCACUGAUACUGUCGAAUACUGCUCAGCAAAUAGACAAUGACUUUAGAAAGAACACAUGGGUAGAAGAUCAUUUAAUAUCUCUUCAACAGUUUGCAUUGAUAUGUAGACAGUUGGAGAAGAUAUCACAACAACUCUGUAGUAUAUUUGAAGUUUCACCUAGCACAGUCGGCGGUUUGCGCACAUUCAUGUUGGAUAGUUGUCGAUCAUACUUUCAAACUAUUCAUAAUGUUGCUUACAAGGCAAUGGAAUGUUUUUUGAAAGAAGAACGAUGGAGUGCCGUAGAAUUCAUUCCUGAUGUUGUUGUAUCCUGUUUAGAAGAGACUCGGAAGAUUCCAUUGAAGACUCAUCUUGAUAGUUCCUUUGCAUCACGUCAUCUGAUGAAUGGACGACAAGAAUCCGUGCAUAACGAACCUCCUCGAAAGGAUUUUAUCCAGCUGGAGGAAACUGAGUCUGGAAACUCUGAGAAAGAAGUUUAUGAAGAAAUAUCGAGUAAUACUGAUGAACAGCAAAUGAUGUGGAGCGUUCUGAAAGCGACAAAUCAUGAGAAGCCUGUUUUGUUAAGACUGGGGAAUUCUCGUUGUUUUCCUAUAACGAAGAGCAACAUAUUUUUGAUCAAGAUAUUAUAUUUAUAUGUACAGUGUGUAGCAUAUUUUCCUCGUGGUUUCAUUGAUAGAGAAAUUAUUCAAAAGUUGGUACAAAUGGUCCGCAUGGUCAAUCAGCUUACGAACCAAAUGGUGCUAGCUGCUGGUGCCAUUCAGACUGCAGGUCUAAAGUCCAUAAGCGCCAAGCAUUUGGCAGUUGCAUAUCAAAGCAUCCAUUUGUUGUCACAAUAUAUGGAUAUGUUGCUUAGUGCUUUGUCCACUUUUGUGAUGGUUGAUCAGCAUACUCUUUCAGAAUUUCAAAAGGCCCAAAGAGAAUUGAGAGAUCAUCAAGGUCAAAUACUUGCAAAACUUGUUUCUAUUAUGAAUGAACGAAUGGUAUAUCAUCAAAAGACAGUGGAGUCUAUGCCAUGGAAUAACACACAGUUAUUAGAACAGUGGGAAAUUCCCAGUCCCUAUAUUCAGUCUUUAGUUAGAGAAUUGUUUAUUCUUGAUCGGAUUUUCAACUCGGUGGGUAUGGAACGAGAAUGGAAUGACUUAUCUAUUCGUAUUAUUUCGUCUUAUGGUGAGAAGUUAACCAACAUAUAUGAGGGACUGAAGUCAAUGGGAGCAACCGGAAGGAAGAGAAUAGUUGCAGACAUCGAAUUCUUUGUAGACAAUUUAAACAAUAUGUUUGGGAGAGAGAAACUUGGGUCUUAUGGAUUGAAAAAUCUUCAAAGUUUACAAAACCAAUUGGGAGCUACUUGACGAACAAGAAUAAGGCCAUCAUAAGUGUAACAAAAUGGCUACUCAAAUAUGGAUUUUGAU
Molecule: messenger RNA, 2889 nt
Organism: Galdieria sulphuraria
Lineage: Eukaryota; Rhodophyta; Bangiophyceae; Galdieriales; Galdieriaceae
Exons: 5
Coding region: 10-2829 (939 amino acids)
Biological process (GO): Golgi to vacuole transport; retrograde transport, endosome to Golgi
Cellular component (GO): GARP complex
Molecular function (GO): syntaxin binding
Source: RefSeq, a predicted model, not a curated record